Molecule: messenger RNA, 1553 nt
Organism: Rhineura floridana
Lineage: Eukaryota; Metazoa; Chordata; Lepidosauria; Squamata; Rhineuridae
Gene: CTSS
Product: cathepsin S
Exons: 8
Coding region: 171-1178 (335 amino acids)
Biological process (GO): immune response
Cellular component (GO): lysosome
Molecular function (GO): cysteine-type endopeptidase activity
Source: RefSeq, a predicted model, not a curated record
ACUAGCCCUUUUGUCAUCACUAUGUGGGUGCAGCAGGGACGGCAUUGUUGAUAAGUUUGCCCGGGGAACGAACAGAACAGGACUGUCCUGGGAGAAGAAAGUUUCUUAUACCUUGAGAGGUCAAGAGACAGAAAUUCUCAGCCGCUGUCUGCUGAAAGACAUUCAGCAGAAUGAAGCCGUGGGCCUGUUUUUUUGUGCCUUUUGCUGCUGUUGCUGCAUCUGCAUACUGGGAAAAGGACCCCACACUUGACAGGCAUUGGGAGCUUUGGAAGAAAAAGUAUGGGAAAGGAUAUCAAAAUGAGAAAGAGGAAGGAGACCGCCGUAUGACUUGGGAGAAGAAUCUGCAGUUUAUAAUGUUGCACAACCUUGAAUAUUCACUGGGAUUGCAUUCCUAUGAACUUGGCAUGAAUCAUCUAGGCGAUAUGACCAGCGAGGAGGUUACUGCUCUGUUGACUGGGUUGAAAGUUUCUGAGACACGGAGGCAGAAUUCAACAUAUUACAGGUCAAGUAUGGGGACCGGAGCCCUCCCCGAAGCUGUGGACUGGAGGGAGAAAGGGUGUGUCACGGAUGUUAAGAACCAGGGUUCCUGUGGUGCAUGCUGGGCCUUUAGUGCCAUUGGGUCCCUGGAAGGCCAGUUGAAACUUAAAACAGGGAAACUGGUGUCCCUCAGUGCACAGAACCUUGUUGACUGCUCAAGCAAGUAUGGAAACCAUGGGUGUAAUGGAGGGUACAUUACCGCUGCUUUCCAGUAUAUAAUAGAAAACAAAGGCAUUGAUUCGGAAGAUUCCUACCCAUAUGAAGCCAAGGAUGGAACAUGUCGCUAUGAUCCUUCUGCACGAGCUGCUACCUGCUCUAAAUAUGUUGCUCUUCCACCUGGAGAUGAAGCUUCCCUGAAGGAUGCCGUAGCCAAUGUUGGGCCUGUAUCAGUUGGCAUAGAUGCAAGUCAAGUAUCAUUCUUUCUGUUUAAACGGGGUAUAUACGAUGAUCCAGACUGCUCUUCUCAGCAUAUAAAUCAUGGAGUCCUUGUAGUUGGAUAUGGAACAGAAGAUGGCAAAGACUAUUGGCUUGUGAAGAACAGCUGGGGUGAAAAGUUUGGCGAUCAAGGAUAUAUUCGAAUUGCAAGGAACCACGGGAAUCGGUGUGGAAUUGCCAGCGACUGCUCCUAUCCACAAAUUUAGAGAGAUUUUGCAGCUCCCAAUGGAUUUUUCUUCACUGGAAAAAUAGCCAAUUAGGCGACUAAACUGUAGGCUUUUAAAAAAAUCAAACAGCUCUAAGAAGAAUGAUUAGUCUCCAAAGGCAAGAUCUUCCUGUCAGCUCCACCUGGUAGAUCUGAGACAAGCAGCCAAAAUGAUGGUUUAUCUUGGUUUAUCAUGCUAUUUGCUAACCCUCUCAUGGGUGCUGCUGUGAGGCUUAAUCAUGUAAUAAUGUAAUGUCAGUAGUUCUGCUCUGAACAACCAAAACUUUAUGUAAUUGCUGAGUAGAAUCACUGUUGCCACCUCAAGGUGUGCUGGAAUAAAAGCUGUGUCAGGUAAAAAAAAAAAAAAAAGUGACUC